Haemonchus placei is the source of this 1269-nucleotide messenger RNA. The record is from the annotation of a GenBank genome assembly. NCBI's taxonomy places the organism in Eukaryota, Metazoa, Nematoda, Chromadorea, Rhabditida, Trichostrongylidae.
AUGUCGUCGCGGAGCGACGAGAGGGGCACCAAACCGGGUACGCUACCGGUACCGUCGGCGCAAGCCGACGAGGAGGGUAGCGUACCCCAACAUGGGGGCCAAGCCGACCCUCCGUCUCAUGUGGAUAUUUUCAGGAAGGCGUUGAUGGCAAGUGAGCAACUUAGCCGAUCGCCAAGUGUUGAUACAGUGAAUGCCCAGUUGGACCAAGUAACCGUCGAAGACGAACAGCAGAUGGAUAUUGAUCAGGUUGGUGAUACCGAAGAAUGGCGUGGGUUGCUGGGGCGGAUUGCUCCCACUUGUGAAGCCGCCAUAAAGGCGAAGAUACGUAACAUCUCAGCCGCCAAGUUAACUUACAUUAUAGACUGCGUGCGAGAAAAAGUAGAUUAUGCAAUUGCGCAAAUUGAGAGCUCUCUGCUGACGACGAAGUCUGAAGCAGAUGAGUUUUUAGAGAAGCUUGCUUUGCCGCUUGAGGAGCUGAAAGUAAUUACAGUUAGAGAGAGUGGCCAAGCUGAAGUUCUAAGAGAGUUGACUGGAAUACUACAGUGCAGCGAGGGUGACCUUACCGAAGUGGUGAGGGAGCAGAAGCAGUCAUUGUUACGUUUGAGUAAAGUAAUUCAGUCAUUUCAGGACAGAGGCGUUGGCCCACAGCAUGCGAGUACGUCGCACACGCAAGCGGCUGCAGGUAAUGAGAUGUUACGUGUAUCGUUAAGAACGCUCAGAGGAAGUGAACCAUUACAGGGCACACCUCUAGGCAGUUUGCACGGAUCAUCAAAGAGCAGAGAUGGGCAUCCACCGCCCCCGAAAUCGAUCUCGGAAGGGCAAUCGCGAAGAUCGUCGACAGUAUCUUCCCUCGCGCACAGCAGGGGUGAGUCAUAUGACUAUUCUGAUCCACAUAAAUGCUGUUCUUGUGAGUCUGGGUCCCAAGGGCAUAUGAUGGCGCAAACGGCACAGAUGAUAUCGGGAUUAAAAGAGGUAAUGAAGGCACAGUGCCUCAAGGAGGUGGUAAGGUACAACGGGAAAAACUCGUUAGGAGAUUUUCUCAGAACUAUGGACUUUAAAUACCCUAAGAGUGCUUGGACAGACUCGGAGCGACGUGACAUUUUGGUCACACUGUUGGAAGGACAGGCGAAAAUGCUGUAUAGGACGCUUCCGAAAGAAGUCAAAAAGGGCCCUUAUGAGGGCCUUGUUAAGGAGUUAAAGGUUGCGAGGUCAACGCCAGGUGAGCGACUCAAGCUACUGAAAGAGUGGGAUACUCUGCAAAAGAGAUAG